AUGUUCGCCCGAUUCAUUCAAAAGACUCCCGUCAAGCCUACUUCGGUGGCCUCUGUCAAAUUGAGCUUCGCCCAGAGCCGAUUCCUGGCCACAGUGAACCCAAAAUUUGCCGCUCGCCCCUUUGAGCCAGCCACCUUCACGAUCCGCAAUGGCCCUGUCUUUCACGGCAAGUCCUUUGGAGCCAACACCAACAUCUCUGGUGAAGCCGUGUUCACCACCUCCUUGGUCGGAUACCCCGAAUCCUUAACCGACCCCUCUUACCGAGGCCAGAUCUUGGUUUUCACCCAGCCGCUGAUUGGUAACUACGGUGUGCCAUCAGGCGCUCGGGACCCAAAUGGCCUUCUCAAAUACUUUGAAUCUCCCAACCUGCAAGCGGCCGGUGUUGUUGUAGCCGACGUUGCGGAGCAGUACAGUCACUGGACUGCCGUAGAGAGUUUGGGCGAGUGGUGCUCCCGCGAGGGUGUGCCUGCUAUUUCUGGCGUCGACACCCGUGCUAUUGUGACCUUCCUCCGUGAGCAGGGUUCUUCGCUUGCCCGCAUCACUGUCGGUGAAGAGUACGACGCAGAUGAGGACGAGGCCUUUGUCGACCCUGAGCAGAUCAACCUCGUUCGCCAGGUCAGCACCAAGUCCCCGUUCCACAUCAGUGCCGCCAACCCUGAAUGUCACGUCGCUCUCAUCGACUGUGGUGUGAAGGAAAACAUUCUGCGCAGUCUCGUGGGUCGCGGUGCCAGUGUCACUGUUUUCCCCUUUGACUACCCGAUCCACAAGGUCGCUCACCACUUUGAUGGCAUUUUCAUUUCCAACGGCCCCGGUGAUCCAACCCACUGCCAGGACACUGUGUACCAUCUGCGCAAGCUUAUGGAAACCUCUCAGGUUCCUAUCAUGGGUAUCUGCUUGGGUCACCAGCUGCUUGCCCUUGCUGCCGGCGGCCGCACCAUCAAGCUCAAGUACGGUAACCGUGCUCACAACAUUCCCGCGCUCGACCUCACUACUGGUCGCUGCCACAUCACUAGCCAGAACCACGGCUAUGCCGUGGACGCGUCUACACUGUCUAGUGACUGGAAACCUUACUUUGUCAACCUGAACGAUUCCAGUAACGAGGGUAUGAUUCACAAGUCUCGCCCGAUUUUCAGCACACAGUUCCACCCCGAGGCCAAGGGAGGUCCUUUGGAUUCCUCCUACCUCUUUGAUAUCUACCUCGACAGUGUAACCAAGUACAAGAAGAGCCAAGCUGCAUUCCACCCUAUGCGUGAGAGCCGCCCUAGCCCUUUACUGGUUGACCUCUUGCCCAACGAGCGUGUCGGUGUUGCACCUACAGCCGGUGCCCUCCGUGCUACUUCUGCUGCUGCCGCUGCUGCUGAGGCUCCUGCUGUCGCCGCCGCCGCUUAG
Messenger RNA from Talaromyces rugulosus, 1389 nucleotides. RefSeq lists its product as uncharacterized. Gene Ontology annotation, cellular component: carbamoyl-phosphate synthase complex; cytoplasm. Gene Ontology annotation, molecular function: carbamoyl-phosphate synthase (glutamine-hydrolyzing) activity. Lineage: Eukaryota; Fungi; Ascomycota; Eurotiomycetes; Eurotiales; Trichocomaceae. Gene Ontology annotation, biological process: 'de novo' pyrimidine nucleobase biosynthetic process; L-glutamine metabolic process; L-arginine biosynthetic process. The record is from RefSeq and is a predicted model, not a curated record. The transcript is spliced from 2 exons. The coding region runs from base 1 to 1389 and encodes 462 amino acids.